UCUUGCUGGCAGCAGUCUUCUCCUCCUACUUCUCCCAUACGUCCGUCCUUCCCUCCUCUCGUCUUCUUCUUCAAAAACCCACCCCCACUUUCUAAUUUCUUUUCCCUUCCCCAAAACCCCAAAAUUUCCUAAAACCCUUAUGCGAUUCUAAACCCCUUUUCCCAUAUUCCAUGCUUUAGCACAAACCAUUCUAAACUCCAUCCCAUACAUGAAAAAGAUGCUUCCUUUCUCACACCUCAGUUGCCUAUUCCUUGUACUCUGUUGCCUGUCAUCAGCAGUACAAUCGAACUUGGAAUCAUCUUCUUCAAUCUAUGAAGUACUAAAAUGCCAUGGCUUGCCAAUGGGCUUACUCCCUAAGGGAGUCAAGAACUUCACUUUGGAUAAUUCUGGUAAAUUUGAGGUGCACUUGGAUCAAGCUUGCAAUGCUAAAUUUGAAAACGAAUUGCACUACGAAACAAAUGUUUCCGGUACUUUGAGCUACGGCCAGAUCGGUGAGCUGGCUGGAAUUUCAGCACAGGAUUUGUUCUUGUGGUUUCCCGUUAAGGAAAUCAGGGUGGAUAUACCUAGCUCCGGGUUGAUUUAUUUUGAUGUUGGGGUGGUUUCUAAGCAGUUUUCUUUGUCCUCGUUUGAGACACCGAGGGAUUGUACUGCUGUUCAGCUCACGGAUCAGAUUCAAGAUGGGAAGCACAUAUUAGAGGCUGUUUCAAAGAGUCUCUUGGGGAAGCUCCGGUAUCAGCUUGAUCAGGGAGAUUUUGUAAGGACUGUUCUGUAGAUUUUGCUAGUCAGGAGAGGUCAAGUUGCACUAUAGCUCAAUCAGACCAUGGGUCUUCCAUUAUUCAUUCUAUGUACAUGUCUGCCGAAAGUCUGGUUUAGUGGUCAUAUGCUUCAUUCAGGUGUGCUUGCUUGCGGUUUCAUGUAUAGUGCUGCAAACUAUCAUGCCAGCUCCUAUCUUUUUGACGGUUGUGAUUGGACUCCGAGAUGAGGAGAGAAAGCCAGGAUAUAUUGAUGCUUCAUUUGAGUGUCUAUGAGAGAGAGGAUAUAAAGAUACAGGAGCACUACAUAAAUUACUUGUGAUAGAUUUGCAGAGGCUAAGAAAGUUGGAUUCAUUGAAGACGGCAUAUUUUUGCCAAAAAUUGCAUGAGCAAUGGUACGCAUCUGCUCCAAGUUUUUUUUUUGUUUUGUUUUCCUCGUCCAGUUUUCGACUGUAAGAUACAUACAUUCUCUUGUAAGAAGAAUGUAAUGUUGGCUGAAACUAUUUCAGGAAUUUCUCUAAUCUAGUGGGCCAGAGUUGAAUCCUAAGCUUAGAAAACCUGCUACCUGCAAAUCUUGAUUCUGCCUCUGUUUAGUUUUGUCUUCCUUAUCAAACUUGCUGUGUUCUUUUACAAGGCCAUGUAUUGAAAUAGUUAGAUGGUCUUUUCCCAAUUCUCACAUGCUUGCUAACAAGAUUUACCUGUUUACAUCAUGCAAGCAAUUCGCUUCUCUUUUCUGUGAUAUUUAUAAUGCGUUCAAAUUUGGGAAAUCAAAAUUGUCAAUAGCUUAAGACCAAAGCUUUCUGUUCUUUCUGCACUUAAGAGGAAAUCAGUAUUCCAGUGGGGGAUUGAUGUAAUUAUAUUUCAAUGUAGAGGCUAUGACUUGUUUUGUUUAACAUGUAAAUUCUUAGAAUUGUUUAACAUAUGUUCUUUUUUCAUUUUCCUGGGAUUCUUGUGAUCUGUGUGGAAUGGGAAGCAGGAGGGAGAGAACGACAUAUUGACCUAAGUUUUGCACUUGACUAAACUCUUCCAUACGUUGUCUCAUUUACUUCUCAAAAAUGAUUUAUUUACAAGUAAUGGGAUCAAGAUGAGAAAUUUAUAAUCCGGCACCUGCCCACACUUCUUUUAAACAUAUCAAGCUGUCCUAAAGUGGACUGUAGUGAGGUUCAUGAACGAGAAUACGAGUAAAAGAAAGAAAACUUGAUGACAGGGAAAAGUGGUCAAAUGUCUUAGUGAGAAUUACCUUAUGACUUCAAAUAUUGCAGCUAGAUUUUGUAAUUCUUUAAGCAUCUUUGGCUUUAUUCUUGCAUGGUACCGAUUUCACAACAGGUGUUCCUGGACUGUUGGUAUCCAAGGAAACCCACAUGUAUAACUAUCGUAUACUAAUAAGUAUUUCUGCCCCAUAUUCCCAUACAGCUGCUGAUGAACUCAUAGCAAUGUUACAUUUUCUUCUAUAGUGUCCAUUGAUUGGAUUUUAGCUGAUUUGCUUGUUCAUUGUCUUGUUUCCUUUCUGUUGCCUACUUUAACAAUAGGAGCAUUUUAAUAAGCUUUUAUUUUUCUAUGAGCAGUGGGUUUCAGUAUAAACCUUUUUCCCCUGGAUCGAUACCAUGGGAUUGUUACCUUUUAAUGAAUCAUCAGGUUAAUGAAUUGUAUAUUGCCACUGGAAAGAGAGUGAAAGAUAAGCAAGAGCUCAUUAAAAUCUUUCAUUUUUGCAAAUAUGUUGAUGAUGCUGGCCCGAACGGGGCUGCCACUUGCAAGCAUGCAUGUGGUGAAGUGAAAAACAAAAUACCAAUAGUGGCGUGAAAAUUAACUAUUUCAUUCUUUUUUUAAAGUAUGAGUUUUGACCAUGAGAAAAGGGACAAAUUUAGGGAAAAAAAAAUAAGUUAAGUCUGACAUAUAUUUAGUCCUUUUAAAAUCUCUUCGUUUGUAUUGGGAUAUUGUCUUUUUGAUGUUAAAUAAUGAAAAGCUGGCAAAGAGUGACUUUCACAUGGCAUAUGCUGGGUAAGGGCGCUAUGUAUUUGAGUACAGGCUAGUGUAUACAUUUACUAUCUUAAUGCAUGCAUUGUACUCGACAAUGAUCACUGGUGACGGUAGAGAUUUCGUGGUAUGGAUGGAUUUCCAGCAAGUGUGUGAAUAUGCACAUGGAGGCAGAUUUCUAUGAAUGGGAUUUCCAGCACCUGAGUGUCCCUCAAAUGGAAAUGGACCACCCCCUCUAUUAUUGUCAUUGAUAUCAUCUAAAGUCUCCACCUUUAGGUCUCUGCAGUUUUGGCCAGAUAAGUUAAUCCGAGUGCAGGGCAGCAUAGCUCCUCAAGGGCUCUCUUCUUUUUGUUGUUUUUCUCUUUUGCUGGACGUUACUGCCAACAAAAGACACCAGCAACAACUCCUACAAAAUAUGUCCGCCACUCAACAUCCUCAUCCUAGACCGAUGAGAAUGAUUCAGAUUGUUCUCUGGGUUUACCACUCGACCAAAUAGGCAUAAAAUUGCAGAUGUGAAGGAAUUCUAGGCUUUCUUUCUUUGUGCAAAACAGAAGUUUUUCCUUUUUGCAACUUAAAUAAGACUCAAAAACUGUAAAAGCUUUCGCAGUGAAGGGUGAAAUUGUGGUUGAUUUUGUGUAACAGCAUGUACUACUGUUAUAAUACUAGGAGGAUGUCUGUCGGACCCACGGCGGGCUUUAUAGAUGGACGCCGACGGACAAUGAUGAUAUCAUUGACUGGAGAAGUCUCCCAUACAGUUUGAUGGCCACUGGGGUGGCAUUUAAGUGUUGCAAUUAUUCCAGGCAAAGUUCAUACUAUUACUAAUAGGGAGAAAAUGUCAAAUGUGAAAAGUCCCCCAGAUGCUGUAUAAAGUAUACUAAACUAGUAGUAGUAAUUAAAAGAAACCUACGGCACCAUACAUUUGUUUCGGGCCUAGCUGCGCCUUCAAUUAGUAUUUAGCAGCGACAGAUUCAACAGAUUUCCCUGUUCUGUUUUCGGGCCUUUGAUCUUCCGACCAAAAGAAAUUAUUGGUAACAUCAUAGCAAGAUUAGAAUAGAAGUUGGUUUUGUUCAUUACCAACUGGAGACGAAAGGUGCCUAAUUCACCCGGUGCACAACACACUUUGUACAGAAUGAACUUAUUCUGGAAAUGGUUCAAAGGUUUAGAGGACUUGCAAAUCAAGGAAAGACACGGGACCAAACCUGAGGAUGAAGAAUGAUGUGGGGUUGUGGGUGCAAAUCUUGAACAAGGAUUAUGAACGAGGAUGAGCUGCUGAGUGGAUGCGACACAUUUCAACAAAAUCCGGACCGUCAAAUCGCUCAAUCGAAACCCCAAAAAGUCUCACAUCACAAUCACAUUAGCAAGUCUUCCUCCCAACCGUUGAACAUUCUAGAAAAAUCUCUUAUGUGCUACGUAGUAACAAAAAUUUUUUUUUUAAAAAAAACAAAAAUAUUCUAGUACUCGAACUACUACUACUACUAAAUGCAAAGGGAUUUUCCUAAUCUGUUUAUCUUUUCGUCAUCUACUCUCCUUCGCUCUACUCCUCUCCUUUCUCUUUCUUCGCUCCCUGGCCCGGACAAGGAAAACCCAUCUCCUCCGGCGCCCGCACUCCAUCUUCAACGGUUACUUUCUGUAAACCAGUUGGAGAUGUCAGUUAUUAUUCCAUCUAUAUCCCUUGCUCCAACCCUCACUUCCCGCCACUCGAAAGCUCCCACAUCAUUUCUCUUCCUCCCCAACGAUUCUACUUCGAAUCCCAAUUCUCUUUCUUUUUCCCUCGCUUUCACGAAAAGGCCUCUUCUUCUUCCAUUUUUGAACAAGGGUUUCCGUGGGUUUGGUUCUUUAUCUGCCAUAGCCUGCUCAACGACGUCGUCCCCGUUUAUUGGAAAGGUUGGGUGGCAUAAGCGAGAAGGCAAUUUUUCUCUCUUAUCUUUUGGUGCAAGCCUCGAUGAAAGCGUGAUGGAAGCUGAUAAAAAGGCGGAUUCUUCCCAAGUUUUGUCUGCAAUGCUUCCUUUUGUGGUGGCCCUCACUGCAGUUUCUGCUCUUUCUCAGCCUUCUACUUUCACUUGGGUGUCAAAAGAACUCUAUGCUCCUGCACUCGGAGGAAUCAUGUUGUCUAUUGGGAUCAGGCUUUCAAUUGAUGACUUUGCUCUGGCAUUCAAAAGGCCUGUCCCUCUGUCUAUUGGAUUUGUUGCACAAUAUGCCCUGAAACCAGCACUUGGAGUGUUGGUUGCGCGAGCAUUUGGAAUGUCUCGUAUAUUCUUUGCCGGUUUUGUCCUCAUGUCUUGUGUUGCUGGGGCUCAGCUGUCUAGUUAUGCCAGCUUCUUGAGUAAAGGCGAUGUUGCUUUGAGCAUUCUUUUGACCAGCUCAUCAACCAUUGCUUCAGUCCUCGUUACUCCUCUUCUAACAGGCCUUCUCAUUGGUUCUGUUGUUCCAGUUGAUGCAGUUGCUAUGUCAAAGUCAAUUUUGCAGGUUGUUCUUGCCCCAGUAACACUUGGCCUAGUCCUCAACACAUAUGCAAAACCAGUUGUCUAUCUCCUUCAACCUGUGAUGCCAUUCGUUGCAAUGAUUUGCACUUCAAUGUGUAUUGGCAGUCCUCUUGCAAUUAAUCGUAGCCAAAUACUUUCUCCCGAGGGUCUGAGAUUGGUGGCUCCUGUACUGACGUUUCAUGCAGUGGCAUUUACUUUGGGUUAUUGGAUAUCCAAAAUCCCAAUUUUCAGGUUAGAAGAAGAAGUCAGCCGGACAGUUUCAUUGUGUACAGGAAUGCAGAGUUCUACAUUGGCAGGGCUGCUUGCAACUCAAUUCCUUGGGAGCACUCAAGCAGUUCCUCCUGCAUGCUCAGUAGUUGCCAUGGCUAUCAUGGGCCUCUGUCUAGCCUCGUUCUGGGGGAGUGGACGUCGGAUUAGGGACUUGCCCUCUGUACUAAUUUCACAAGCGGGUAGCACCGUUGAGGCUUGACAAAAGUGGCUCCUUACUGGAAUUUGGGAUUCACCACGCAUCUUAUUCCAUAAACUGGUGGAAUUGUCGAGGCCCAGAAAGGUGGCUCAUUCUUUUUUUUGGACAAUCAGCAGGCUAAUUGAACAUCCAAUAUAUAGGCAGCAGAAGAGUAGAUCGUAAUCUAAGUAGAGCAGCAUAACCAUAGAUAGCAGUACACCUAUAGAAUUGGAGGAUACGAAGCGAAAGUGGGGAAAGCUGUAUAUUCCUUGUACAGUUUUUUGGUAUUUUGCAGCCCUUGGCUUCAAAUCUGCAAGCCCCAUUAAUGUUUACUUUUGUGUAUAGUCUAUACGGACAAGACGUAAAUCAGAUUACUAAGGCACCUGAAAUGUGAACGAUUUGCCUCUCCUCAGUUCUCUCAUACAGGUGCAAAAGAUUAACGAAGUGUACGCUCUCUUGAACUUGACUGCAUUAUAGCCGACUUCAAAGUUUACCCAAAAAAGUAACACCCUGGAGUUUCAGUUUCUUGGGAUUGGAAGUGAAUACUCCGAGUUAGAAAGAAGCAAAAGGAUUGGGCUGGUUUAAAGUUGAAUUUUGUGAAUCAUUCUUUGAUACAGUCAGCAUCAUCUGCCUGAUUGAAGAUUUGGAGGUUUAUGGGCCACAUCGUGCCCGAUUUAUGUUUUGUUAGCUUAUGUUUUGUCAGCUUCAAAACAAGUUACAUGGAAUUAGUUGUUCUCUAAAAGUUGGACACAAGGUACCCAUACAUAAAGCCCAAGAGGGCGCCGUAUGCAAGGUUUUGAAUUCUUUGUUUGUAAGUAUUAUUACGUUCUCUCUGUUGCAUUAUGUGUUUGGGUGCGUUACAUUUGUGCCUUCGGGCGAUUAGUGUA
This is a messenger RNA of Coffea arabica (coffee), 6541 nucleotides long. The record is from RefSeq and is a predicted model, not a curated record. NCBI's taxonomy places the organism in Eukaryota, Viridiplantae, Streptophyta, Magnoliopsida, Gentianales, Rubiaceae.